Molecule: messenger RNA, 3258 nt
Organism: Daucus carota subsp. sativus
Lineage: Eukaryota; Viridiplantae; Streptophyta; Magnoliopsida; Apiales; Apiaceae
Product: beta-galactosidase
Exons: 18
Coding region: 218-2737 (839 amino acids)
Biological process (GO): carbohydrate metabolic process
Cellular component (GO): vacuole; cell wall
Molecular function (GO): carbohydrate binding; beta-galactosidase activity
Source: RefSeq, a predicted model, not a curated record
GCAAGUAUCUAGGCACCAAUAGGCAACCACAUUUAACUGCUCUGCAUUGAAAAAAGAGGGUGAGCUCAAGAACAAAGAAAAAACCAACCAGUGACAACUGUUUUCUUCUUUUAUAGUAAGCUUUUUAUGUGUUUUUAACUUGUAAGGAAUAAAGUUAGAGGGGUGGGAAAAAGAACCUUGCUUUAAGAAGGCAGGUCAAGAAGAGGUAUUCAUAGUUAUGAAUUUGAAGGGUGUAAUGUGUAAUGUGGUAGUGGUGGUGGUGCUGUUGAGUUCUUUGGUGGGUUAUGGUACAGCUUCUGUUUCAUAUGACCAUAAGGCUAUUGUUGUUAAUGGCCAGAGAAGAAUACUUAUUUCUGGAUCCAUUCACUACCCAAGAAGCACUCCUGAGAUGUGGCCAGAUCUUAUUCAGAAGGCAAAAGAUGGAGGUUUGGAUGUAAUUCAGACAUAUGUUUUCUGGAAUGGCCAUGAACCUCAGCCUGGCCAAUAUUACUUUGAAGACAGAUAUGACCUGGUGAAAUUCGUAAAAUUAGUGAAGCAAGCUGGUCUCUAUGUUCAUCUCAGGAUUGGUCCCUAUGCUUGUGCUGAAUGGAACUUUGGAGGAUUUCCUGUUUGGUUGAAAUAUGUUCCAGGUAUCAGUUUCAGAACUGAUAAUGGACCUUUCAAGAGUGCCAUGCAAAAAUUUACAACCAAGAUAGUGAAUAUGAUGAAAGCAGAAAGGCUGUAUGAGUCUCAGGGUGGUCCUAUAAUAAUGUCUCAGAUUGAGAAUGAAUAUGGACCCCUGGAGAACGAAUUUGGUGCUGCUGGUAAAGCUUAUACAAAAUGGGCAGCUGAGAUGGCUGUGGGUCUAGGCACCGGAGUUCCAUGGGUCAUGUGCAAGCAAGAUGAUGCCCCUGAUCCAGUUAUCAAUGCUUGCAACGGUUUUUACUGUGAUUAUUUCUCACCAAACAAAGCAUAUAAACCAAAGAUGUGGACUGAAGCCUGGACGGGCUGGUUUACUAAUUUUGGAGGUGCAGUCCCAUACCGUCCAGCUGAAGACCUAGCAUUUUCAAUUGCGAGGUUUAUACAGAAGGGUGGAUCUUUUGUUAAUUAUUAUAUGUACCACGGAGGAACAAAUUUUGGCAGGACCGCUGGUGGUCCUUUUAUUGCUACUAGUUAUGAUUAUGAUGCUCCUCUCGAUGAAUAUGGGUUACUAAGGCAACCUAAAUGGGGUCAUCUAAAAGAUCUGCACCGAGCAAUAAAAUUGUGCGAGACAGCGUUAGUGUCGGGAGAUCCCACUAGGAUAGUACUGGGAAGCUAUCAUGAGGCUAAUGUUUUCAAAUCAAAGUCAGGAGCUUGUGCCGCGUUUCUUGCAAACUACGACAGAAAUUCUUUUGCUAAAGUGGCUUUUAAUAAUAUGCAUUACAACUUACCUCCUUGGUCUAUCAGCAUCCUUCCUGACUGCAAGAACACGGUUUAUAAUACAGCAAGGAUGGGUGCACAAAGUGCACAAAUGAAGAUGACUCCUGUUAGCAGAACAUUUUCUUGGCAAUCAUACAAUGACGAGACAACAUCUUACGAAGAUAAAACAUUUACAGCAGUUGGAUUGUUAGAACAAUUAAAUACCACCAGAGAUGUUUCUGAUUAUUUGUGGUACAACACAGAUGUCAAGAUCAACUCUAAUGAAGGGCAUUUAAGAGGUGGGAAGUGGCCUGUUUUAACAGUCUUCUCCGCUGGUCAUGCUUUGCAUGUUUUCAUCAAUGGUCAACUAACAGGAUCUGUAUAUGGAAAUAUCGACAGCCCAAAAGUAACUUUUAGUCGCAGUGUGUAUCUAAGAGCUGGCUUGAACAAGAUUUCAGUAUUAAGCAUUGCUGUCGGCCUCCCGAAUGUAGGUCCACACUUCGAGAGGUGGAAUGCUGGAGUUCUAGGUCCAGUUACUCUCAAUGGGCUUAAUGAGGGAAGAAGAGAUUUAACAUGGCAGAAAUGGUCUUACCAGGUUGGCCUGAACGGUGAAGCUUUGAGUCUUCACUCUCUUACUGGAAGUUCUACUACUGAGUGGUCUGAAGGUUCAGUUGUAGCUCAAAAGCAACCACUGACAUGGUACAAGACAACUUUCAAUUCUCCCAGUGGAAAUCAGCCAUUGGCUCUAGAUAUGAACAGCAUGGGUAAAGGUCAAGUAUGGAUAAACGGGCAAAGCAUUGGACGCUACUGGCCUGCUUAUAAAGCCUCUGGUACCUGUAGUCAAUGUAGUUAUACUGGUUGGUUUAAUGAGAAGAAAUGUCAAAGUAAUUGUGGGGAGGCUUCCCAAAGAUGGUAUCAUGUGCCUCGAUCAUGGCUGAAGCCCACAGGAAAUCUGAUGGUUUUAUUUGAAGAAUUGGGUGGAAAUCCUUAUGGUAUCACAUUGGUGAAAAGAGAAGUAGCAAGCGUAUGUGCUGAUAUUUAUGAAUGGCAGCCAAACCUAAUGAAUUAUGAAAUGCAACACUCUGGUAAAGUGAACAAGCCCCUGCCGCCAAAAGCCCACCUCUCGUGUGCAUCUGGACAGAAAAUCUCAUCAGUCAAAUUUGCCAGCUUUGGAACACCCUUAGGUUCUUGCGGAAGUUUCCAAGAGGGAUCUUGUCAUGCUCACAAGUCCUAUGAUGCCUUUGAAAGGUACUGCAUUGGGCAAAACGCAUGCUCAGUAACUGUAGCACCAGAACUUUUUGGAGGUGAUCCAUGUCCAAAUGUCAUGAAAAAGCUCUCAGUAGAGGUGAUCUGCAGUUGAUGCUACAAAGGAACCCCAGCAAGCCACAGAGCUUAUACGACCAUCUUAAUUAUUUCUACCAUUCCAAGUUAAAUAGUUGUCUCAAAAUAGCUACCACACCUCCAUGAUCACCAAAUUCUUUGGCUUUGUCAUGUCAUAGUGAAGUUGUACAGAUAUACAACACACUGUGCUCCAAAGCUAAUACAGACUAUCAAGAUUAUUGCAGAAACAGUUGAUGUAUAUAAUGUAGUGUUAUCUUCAAAGUUGUUGCCUGCGGAUGCAAAAGAAAAGGACGGGGCAGGAGCUCAAGAAGCCAUUCGGACAGUUACUGAAUCCAUGAGCAAACAGUAGUAAAGCUUCUGGAUUUUCAGACUAAGAUAUUAUGCAACACGUGUUAUUUCUCGCAAUUUGUAAGCAAUUGUCUCAUUGCUUUCUAUAUGAAAAUUGUGAUUAUGUCCUUGGGGAAAAGCUUGGACAACACAAAGCUCUUUAGUACUAUUCUUUUCUCUUGGUUAUUGAAUUGAAUGCUUUCAUAGUGGUUA